This is a messenger RNA of Sapajus apella (tufted capuchin), 1443 nucleotides long. RefSeq names its product fms related receptor tyrosine kinase 3 ligand (gene FLT3LG). Gene Ontology annotation, cellular component: membrane; cell surface. Gene Ontology annotation, molecular function: cytokine activity; receptor tyrosine kinase binding. The transcript is spliced from 7 exons. The coding region runs from base 273 to 1199 and encodes 308 amino acids. Gene Ontology annotation, biological process: positive regulation of cell population proliferation. Lineage: Eukaryota; Metazoa; Chordata; Mammalia; Primates; Cebidae. The record is from RefSeq and is a predicted model, not a curated record.
GGGGAGAUGGAGAGGAGGGGAGAUGGAGAGGAGGGGAGAUGGACAGAGGAGGGGCAGAUUGACAGUGAAUUGGAAGAUGGACAGGAGUGGGGGCUGGACAGAGGAGCAUGAUGGCGGACAGAGCCGGGAACGAAUGAAUAGGACGUGAAUCAAGAUAGAGGCACGCGACAGGGGUGUAGAAGGCGGAGGGAGGGACAGCGCUGGAGGAACCCGGGCGAGGAGAGCAGUCGUGAGAAUGAAGCGGUGGGAGAAGGACGGCCAUCGUUGGGGAGAUGGGGAGAGAGAGGGGUGCGGCAGAGGAGGAUCAAACUGGACUGCGCUGGACCAGAGGCAGAGAGAAACGGGGGAAGGAGGGACAGAGAUGGGGCCAGGUCUCUAGAAAGUAUGGAAACGGUUUAAGGACACGGUGGGGAGUGGGGGGGGAAGGAGGAGCACGGAAGACAGAACAGCCCAGGUGGGAAGCCCGGAGGAGGAGGCUGUGUGUGGAACAGCGGAGGGCUCCCCCAGCGCCCCCUCCCCUGCAGACUCGUCUCCUGCUGCUGCUGCUGCUGAGCUCAGAACUCAGUGAGACCCAGGACUGCUCCUUCCAGCUCAGCCCCAUCUCCUCCGACUUCGCUGUCAAAAUCCGUGAGCUGUCUGACUACUUGCUUCAAGAUUAUCCGGUCACCGUGGCCUCCAAUCUUCAGGACGAGGAGCUCUGCGGCGCCCUCUGGCGGCUGGUCCUGGCACAGCGCUGGAUGGAGCGCCUCAAGACUGUGGCUGGGUCCAAGAUGCGAGGCUUGCUGGAGCGCGUGAACACAGAGAUACACUUUGUCACCAAAUGUGCCUUUCAGCCCCCCCGCAGCUGUCUUCGCUUCGUCCAGACCAACAUCUCCCGCUUCCUGCAGGAGACCUCCGAGCAGCUGGUCGCUCUGAAGCCCUGGAUCACUCGCCGGAAUUUCUCCCGGUGCCUGGAGCUGCAGUGUCAGCCCGACUCCUCGACCCUGCCACCCCCACAGAGUCCUGGGGCCCUGGAGGCCACGGCGCCAACAGCCCCGCCAUCCCCUCUGCUCUUCCUGCUGCUGCUACCCACGGGCCUCCUGCUGCUGGCCGCUGCCUGGUGCCUACACUGGCAGAGGACACGGCAGAGGAUGCCCCGUGCUGGGGAGCAGGUGCCCCCCGUCCCCAGUCCCCAGGACCUGCUGCUUAUGGAGCACUGACCCAGCCGGGGCUUCAUCCUGGGGAGGACACGGAGGUACACAGAGGGGAGUCACCAGCCAGAGAAUGCACAGCUCGGACACAGAGGAAGUUGGCUAGAGGAUGGUCCCUUCCUUGGGCCCGAUGCCCCUCUCGCUUCCUCCCCAGGAUGGAGGCAACGCCAGAACCCAGCACCGGCCCCAUUUACCCAACUCUGUACAAAGCCGUUGUCCCCAUGAAAUGUAUAUAAAUCAUCCUUUUCUACCA